AUGUCGAACAUAAUCAACGAUAUCAAAUUAGAUUACAAAGAUGUUUUAAUACGCCCGAGAAGAAGCACUCUCAGAAGCAGAGCGGAAGUCGACCUAUUCGUUGAAAUGAAAUUCCGAACUUCUCAACGUAUUUACAAGGGUAUUCCCAUUAUGGCGUCAAACAUGGACAGUACGGGUACAUUUAAGAUGGCCAAGGCACUUUCAAAGCAUGGGCUCUUUACGGCGAUUAAUAAAUACUACAGCUUGGAAGAAUGGAAAACCUUUGCAGCUUCAAGUCCUGAAUGUCUGAAUAAUGUUGCCGUGUGUGCGGGGAUAGGUCCUGGUAACUUCGAACGACUUUCGGAUAUUAUUAACGCCAUUCCAGAGCUGUCAACAAUUGCCAUAACUAUUGCAAACGGGCAUAUUCAACCCUUCGUUGAAUUCGUGAGGAACGUUCGGUCCGCCUACCCAAACCACACAAUUAUGGCUGGAAGCGUGGCAACCCCAGAAAUGGUCGAAGAGUUGAUAUUGUCCGGUGCUGAUAUCGUCAAAGUAGGCAUUGGCGGGGGAUCUGUGUGUACCACUCGCUUGAAAACCGGUGUUGGCUAUCCCCAAUUGAGCGCUGUGCUUGAAUGCGCGCACGCUGCGCAUGGCGUAGGUGGGCACAUCAUUGCAGAUGGAGGUUGCACCUGCGUCGGAGAUUUGGCCAAGGCGUUCGGAGCCGGUGCUGACUUCGUUAUGAUCGGGGGAAUGUUAGCAGGUCACGAUCAAUGCGGUGGAAAAGUUGUAGAAAGAGAUGGAAAACGAUAUUCUCAAUUUUAUGGAUUGUCUUCUAGUGCCGCAAUGGAAAAACACUACGGUGAAGUUGCAGAAUACAGGGCCGCUGAAGGAAGAGCCGUGGAAAUUCCGCACAAAGGCGACGUUGAAGCAACGAUAUUAGAUAUAUUGGGUGGCUUACGUUCAACGUGCACGUAUGUGGGAGCAAAUCGACUCCAAGAACUUCAUCGACAGACGACAUUCAUACGUUGUACGCAACAGCUAAACCCAAUUUUCGGACCACCUCCAUCAAAAUAAACUAUAAUC
Diprion similis is the source of this 1062-nucleotide messenger RNA. Its product is annotated as GMP reductase 2-like. Gene Ontology annotation, cellular component: GMP reductase complex. Gene Ontology annotation, biological process: nucleotide metabolic process. The coding region runs from base 1 to 1053 and encodes 350 amino acids. The transcript is spliced from 6 exons. NCBI's taxonomy places the organism in Eukaryota, Metazoa, Arthropoda, Insecta, Hymenoptera, Diprionidae. The record is from RefSeq and is a predicted model, not a curated record. Gene Ontology annotation, molecular function: GMP reductase activity.